ACAGCACUCAGAGGGAUAUAACUUUCCUCUUAGUGAGCUCUUCUGCUCCGGAUCUCUCUGCCUCAUCCUGUUCUUUCUCUUUCUGAACCUCACCCCUCAAAGACGACAACAGCCAUGAGUGUGAAACGUACCACAUACAGCACCAGUGCUGGAAGCUUUAGUGGCGGCAGCAGUAGCGGCGGCGGUGGCGGCUUUGGUGGUGGCAGCUUUGGUGGUGGCAGCGGCUUUGGUGGAGGUAUCAGAAAGAGCUUCUCCAGCAUGUCUGCCAGCGCAGCACCCAUGGGCAGCAGGAUAAGCACUGUGUCAAUUAACCGCUCCGGAGGUGGUGGCGGCGGUGGCUUCCGGUUUAGCCAAUCUGGAUCCGGAGGUGGCUUCGGCUACGGCCUUGGUGGUGGCGGCGGUGGCUUUGGAGGAGGUGCUGGCGCAGGUUUUGGCGGAGGUGCUGGCGCAGGUUUUGGCGGAGGUUAUGGCGGAGGUUAUGGCGGAGGUUUUGGCGGAGGUUUUGGCGGAGGUGCCGGAGGGUUUGCAGCACCCAUCACAGCUGUCACAGUGAACCAGAGCCUCCUAGCACCACUGAACCUGGAGAUCGACCCCAAUAUCCAGGUUGUCCGCACGCAGGAGAAAGAGCAGAUCAAGACCCUCAACAAUCGCUUUGCUUCCUUCAUUGACAAGGUGCGCUUCCUGGAGCAGCAGAACAAAGUGCUCGAGACAAAAUGGAGUCUACUGCAGGACCAGACCACCACCCGCUCCAACAUUGAUGCCAUGUUCGAGGCCUAUAUCGCUAACCUGCGCAGACAGCUUGACGGACUUGGUAAUGAGAAGAUGAAGCUAGAUGGAGAGCUGAAGAACAUGCAGAAUUUGGUUGAGGACUUCAAGAACAAAUAUGAAGAUGAAAUCAACAAGCGUGCCGCAGUGGAAAAUGAAUUUGUCCUGCUAAAGAAGGAUGUUGAUGCCGCCUACAUGAACAAGGUUGAGCUUGAGGCCAAGGUUGAUGCUCUUCAAGACGAAAUCAACUUCCUUCGGGCCAUCUAUGAGGAGGAGUUGCGUGAACUCCAGGGACAGAUCAAAGACACAUCAGUCAUUGUGGAAAUGGACAACAGUCGCAACUUGGACAUGGACUCCAUUGUUGCCGAGGUCCGUGCUCAGUAUGAGGACAUUGCUAACCGCAGCCGUGCUGAGGCCGAGACAUGGUACAAACAGAAGUUCGAAGAGAUGCAGUCAUCUGCUGGCAAGUAUGGUGACGACCUUCGCAGUACCAAGGCUGAGAUUGCUGAGCUCAACCGCAUGAUCAGUCGACUUCAGAAUGAAAUUGAAUCUGUUAAGGGACAACGUGCCAACCUGGAAGCUCAGAUUGCUGAGGCUGAGGAGCGUGGAGAACUAGCAGUGAAGGAUGCCAAGGCCCGCAUUAAGGAUCUGGAGGAAGCCCUUCAAAGAGCCAAGCAGGAUAUGGCGCGCCAGGUGCGAGAGUACCAGGAGCUCAUGAAUGUCAAACUGGCCUUGGACAUUGAGAUUGCCACCUACAGGAAGCUUCUGGAAGGAGAAGAAACCAGGAUUGCUGGUGGUGGUAGCUCCGCAACCAUCCACAUCCAGCAGACAUCAAGUUCAUCUGGUGGUGGCGGUGGUGGAUACGGCAUGGGCAUGGGCGGCGGCGGCGGCGGCGGCGGCAUGGGAUUGGGAAUGGGAAUGGGAGGUGGCGGCGGAUUCGGAUACGGUGGUGGUUCAGGGUUUUCUAUGGGCGGAGGCUCCGGCAUGAGCUUUAGUGGUGGUAGUAGUGGUGGUGGUGGUGGUGGUGGCAGCCAAAUCUCAGUGUCCCGCUCCUCCAUGCAAUCCAGCCGCCGCUACUAAGCAAAACACGUCCAACCAUUUCCCUCCGCCCCUACAUCAUCCAUCACCUGGACAAGAAGCUUUAAUCUCAAUGCACUCCUUUCUUUUCAUUCCAUGGUUCAAUAUGAUCACAGUGCUUGAGCAUUUCCUUACCUUUUUGAUGCAUUUACCCACCGUGCCCAAAAGAGACAAUCAACUGGGAGAGUGUUCCAUGCCUGCAGAACAGCUUUACGCAUUCACUGUGUUUUCUUUGUUUCUUGUUGUUUCAUUCUGGCAUCACACCUCCUCUGGCUCCAAACCUGUCCUUUAGGGAGACACACAAGAAGAAAGCAGCUUAUGAGAGACAAGUAGCAAGGAACUCAAGUGUGCUUUUCAGAAUGAAUAGCUUUUGUUGCACUAUGUCAUGGCAUGCAAGUAUUAAGUGCACACAACAUGGAUAUAUGUGUUUUGAAAGUAGUUCAAAAUUCUGCAGCACUAAAACUAGCUUUGUCAAUGUUUUCUGAUGCAUUUAGAGGAAAAUACCCAUAGGGUAACAAAAGCUACUCAUUUGAAAUGCUACUGCCCUCAAAGAGGAGUAUCUGUGUGGCAGACCUCAGUUAUUCUCCAACUUUUUCCUGAUUUGGGGAUGAUGGGCUGUACCAAGAGCUGUUUUUUAUGUCACAAAAUUCUUGUAUUCAUCAAACCUGAUUUAAUGUCAAAUGCCAUGUACCACAUUAAAACAGCAAUAAAUCAAGGUUAUAUACAAUCA
This is a messenger RNA of Myxocyprinus asiaticus (Chinese sucker), 2572 nucleotides long. RefSeq names its product keratin 5 (gene krt5). Bases 115 to 1845 code for a protein of 576 amino acids. Gene Ontology annotation, molecular function: structural constituent of skin epidermis. Gene Ontology annotation, biological process: intermediate filament organization; keratinization. The record is from RefSeq and is a predicted model, not a curated record. The transcript is spliced from 9 exons. Lineage: Eukaryota; Metazoa; Chordata; Actinopteri; Cypriniformes; Catostomidae. Gene Ontology annotation, cellular component: keratin filament.